AUGGUUUCCGCGAUCUCCCUGACACGCUUGCUCUCUGUGUUGGCCCUCCUGCCGGCCGUCGCUCUCUCCACACCACUCACUCUAUCAAACCUCAAGAGACAAGACGACCCUAUUCCAAACAGAUUCGUCACCGACACGACAGACGCCUUUUCAUCCGGCGACUAUGGCGACAUCACCUUGACGAACUCUACAUGCGAACUCGUCACGAUUGAAGGUCCUUUUGGGAGCAUCCAGUCGUAUCAGACAGGGUUUGAGGGUGCUCGGUCUGGCACUGAUACCAGCGAUCACUGGAGGGCCUUCCGCGGCAAGGAUGCUGUCGUCUUCGGGAAUAAUGAGCGUGUCACAGAGUUUGCCUUCCAAGACAGAGGCGAAGGCCUCUAUGCCGGCUUCAAGAUCGUCACGGACACUGGCAGGACCCAGUACGACACGAACUACGCAGCCUCCGACCCGAGCAUGUACCCGCCAUGGCUGAAUGUCCCCGUCGGCUCCGGGAUCCUCGCCCGCAUCCGCGUCUACUACUGUGAAAACGGUAUGGUGGGCCGCUUGGGCGUCGAUUUCAUCAACGACAUCGAAUCCGUUUCCAUCAGCAAGAUCGAGUUUAAUGGGUUCACGAAUAAUAUUAUGCCGGCCGGUAAAGGAGAGACAAUUUCCGUCGGCUCCCAGAUUCUUGAUGCCCGCAACUCGAGCACUGAGCAGUGGACUACACUGAUGACAACCGAUGCUGUCACCAAGUCUCACUCUGUCAACGUCGGCAAGACAUGGUACGUAGGCGGCAAGGUUGGGCUUGAGGCCGAGGCAGGAAUUCCUUUCAUCGGAAAGUCCAAGGUUUCGGCCGAGUUCAACUGGCAAGUUGGCGGUACCAGCAACGAAGAAGAUCUGGAAUCCGAAACCAUAACCAAGUCAUCCACUGUCCACCUCAAGUGCCCUGGUGGCAAAUACUGCGUCGGCACGUCCUUUUAUACCAACUUCAAGAUGAACGUUGACGUCGUGGCGACGUUUCGGGCUAAGACCAAAGCCGGGGCAGAAUACUUCUGGAAGCAAAAGGGCUCCUACAAUGGCGCGGAUUCUCUCGCACUGCAACUGACAGUCGACGAGACAGAGGAGCCCCCUGCUCCUGUCCGUCGGUCUGCGGUGGCGAGGAAGUCCUAG
Colletotrichum aenigma is the source of this 1149-nucleotide messenger RNA. RefSeq lists its product as uncharacterized. Lineage: Eukaryota; Fungi; Ascomycota; Sordariomycetes; Glomerellales; Glomerellaceae. Bases 1 to 1149 code for a protein of 382 amino acids. The record is from RefSeq and is a predicted model, not a curated record. The transcript has 3 exons.